GUGAUUACAUUGACAUUUUUCUAAAAUCCUUAUUGUUAAAGGUUCUGACAGUUGAAAGGAAAUAGCCUUUAUCGCUAUUUCUGUGUUACAUUACUAUGUGUAAUGCUGACUGCGCACUGAUAGACCCAUUACUGUAAGUAUGUCUGUUUUUAUCGUAGAGCUGCUGAAAUGAGAAUCAUCAAGAGAUGCUCUCACAGUGAAUGAUGAGUAGAUGCACUAUCAAUUCCCCUUGUGUGCCACUUCUGAGCCUGUGGAGUUUUCUAUCUCUGCAGAAAGUCUAACAGUCUAACAAGCACUGUGGAGACACGGAAGCACUUGCUAGUGUUAUGUAAGGACAAGGAAAUAUUACAGGCAAUAAUCAUAUUUCUGAUUUGCUUUGACUGUCAUGUUUUUUCCACUUUUACCAGUUCCUUCAUUCAUCCUAACACGUUGUAAAAUGAGGACAUCCUUCCACUAAGACCAACACACAUGCUAUUGUAACUGAAAAUGCCGGCUUCACCUAAGUGGGUUACUGAAUAAUGAAAUUAUCAACUGGACUCAUGAGCCAUGGAGCAUGAACAGCCAAAGCCUCAUUUUAUUCUCUUCAACUCUGGAACAACAGUCACAGGAACACACCCAAAACAUCUGUUUUAUGGCAACUCUAUGGGGACACACCUUUUCAAACACAUAAGCACACAUCCCACUUUCUCAUUAAAUAGCCCCCCAGGAGACAAAACUACACACACAAGGCAUUCAAAACCUGACAAAGUCCUUUAAGGGCAAUAACUGCCUCAUUAUUUUCAGGCCCCGGCAAACACUCACUGAACAAACUCCCAGAACAUCCACUUUACAACAACUAGACACUCUGCGACUGGUCCAAAUCAUUGGAUGGAAUACUGAGAGGAAAAACAAUAUCACAUAAAUGCUUCACUAGCACCAGCACUGUAUCAUUGUGGGCUGUUUAUUUCUUCAUUAUGUGAGCAGAAUUACACACUUGGAUCAUGAUAUUUUUGAAAUGGUUGGUUAUGGCCAGGCGGUAAAUGUACCAGCACAAAUGUUCUGUUUACAGUUUCGACUUAUGACAAAUCUGUUUUCAGUUUCCACUAAUCCCUUUUGUUUUGUAAGUGAAUUGCUUUAUAAGUUGCUCAAAAAUCUGCACUCAGUGGUAGAAAUGCGGAGAAAAGAACACAUCUGUAACCACUGAUAUGGAACAAAACUUUCAACAGCCACCAACUCUUCUUUAACUGCAUCAAAUGACCCACAAGAUGUCCUCUCUUUCCUCAUUAGCUGGAAAAAGACCAAAAAAAGAGAUGUCGGUGACCUCAACUGAUUUUCAGUCAAAUGCGGCAUUGUUUGUGUGUUUACCAUGCAAGAUUUAUGACUCUCACAUGUCUGUCAUGAGAGUGAAACGAUCAUGGAUUUUCAAAAACGCAAAUAAUAUUGUACUGAUUUGGAUGUGUGUGGAAAGUCAGGUUUAUUAAGCGCAUUAAAUUACAAAUGAUUUCAGGAGGACAUGUUUUGUGGGGAGUAAAGUGUGAAGCAUCAGAGCUCAAGCACUAUAAGAGUGAACACUGUAUUUUAUGUAUUAUAUUGUUCUAUAUCAGAGUGUCAUUAUGAUGAAAUCUUUGUAUUCUACUAAUACUUUGUGCAACCCAGUAACCCCCUUGUGUUACUGAAUAAUCUGUCAGUUAUUUUCUCCAUAAAGGGCUUGCCUGUAAAAUAUGUGAACAUGUUAAAAAAUUAUUCACCCAGAUGUGACAGCUUAAAAAUAUUCACAUGUUGUUUUGAUCAAGUCUAAAGCUCCAAGACAUUCAGUUAACGUAACAAAAACAAACAAUCUAAUGGCUGUGGCACGUGGAGGUGAAAGCGCUGCUCCUAAAAAAAGUGACUGCAUACCUUACUAUGAUUGUGAUUUAGUGUGGCCCAUGAGAGAAAUAUCAAGAAAUGUAAAUUUGGAAAAACACUAGGGUGAAAAAAAAAGAAAAGAAAUGUACAUGAGGAAUACAGAAAAAAGAAGAAAAACAGAAUGAUACAUCAUCACUAAAGUGAGUGUCCAGGAAAUGAAAAUGUGUCGACAUGAUACUGCAUUGCUAGAUUUAAGCAAACUUUAAAUGAAAUGGCUGUAACCUGGUGGGACCUUUCUAAUAUGAUAAGGCACAUGUGGUUCCAACAGAGAACUCCUCAGAGUUUACUUUAACUGUGAUAAUUAGGUUGAUGCUGUGGUGGCUGAGGAGUCACUGUGACGAUCAAACAAACGGAUGAUAAGCAGAUUUACUGCAAUAUUCGCGUAAUAUUCGCUGUGACCCUCUGAGCACUUGCUGCGUUUUCAUUGGCCCGUGCGUAAUUGCUAUUUAACGCUUCGCCCUCGCGCCCAGGUGAGCAAAAGCAUCAACAACCCAGUGAUGUCUUGCAAACAGAAAAUGAACUGUAUUUUCAUUAUGGUUGUGUUAACCGUUUAUCAUGUGUGUCACUCGGUGAGUUUAGGACACCGACAACAAGUCCCACACUCCACAGCUGCCAGGUGGGAAAAGAUUGACCCCAAACAGGGACGUUUUCACGCGGAUCUCCAGAGCGCAAGUCUGCGCAAAACCAACCGCUCGGGUCUCCAGCAACACCGGCCCGAAUCUGCUGCUUUUGUCGGGGACAAACGUCCACACUUCACUGUUACAAAACUGAAUGAAACUGGCAGCAACGUAGUUUUACCCAGCAUGAACCGGACUACUGCUGAGAUCAGGCUGAAGGCCUCAGACCCAGAAGACGGACAUCAAGCAGAUUUUACAGGUUUCCAUGGAGUCAAGGGUAUGGUUUUGGGUCCAUCAUUUGACUCGGAUCCACAUUUUAUGGAGUGGCUGCAAAUGAAGCCUUUGGUGCAGUGUGAUGACAGUGUCAUGACCUUCACUGCUUCAGGACAAGGACUGACACACCUGUUGGUAGACAGAGCGGCAGAGUCUCCUAUCUCUCUGUUACGGUUGCCUCCGCACUGUGGGUAUUCAGUGAGGAUGUCAUUGAGUGACCUGGAGAUGAUGGUGCCGUACAAUGCGUGUUACAUUACACGAGAGAACGGCAGGUAUGUGUUGCCCAUGUUGUGGUGGGACAGUCCUGUGAAGCUGUCCUGUCCUGAGCAUCUGCCCACUGCUGCCUCGCCUUUGUCCCCCUCUGUUCCUUCAGUCUUGUGCUCCCCCUAUGGCAUGACAGUGCAGAUGUAUGGACAAGAGCAGGAUAUACCGAAUAUGAGAGUCACAGUGAAUGGAGACUGGGGUCCAUUUGUAUCUGAAGGGUGUGCGUAUCUGGUCCACUCCAGACCUGAUGAGCUCACCUUCUUCAUCCCUUACACAAUUCCCUGCAUCAUUAAUGAAGAGGGACUGCAUCUCCAGCUUGUAAUAGAUAAUCAGGAGUAUAUCCUCUCGUGUCCUGUCAUUCCUCAGUUUGCCUCCAUCCCAUAUCCUGUUAGCCCUAUGACCACCUCCUAUCCUCCUCCCCCUCCUCAGAUUCCUGACAUUCCAGACUACCUUUACUACCAAUACCCUGGGCUCAAGAAUCCCCAUCUUCCCCAGGUCUAUCCUCCCGGUCCACAACCUGUCAUGGAUCCUUAUAUGUUGCCUCACUCUCCUGAAAAGCACCAAAUGUAUCCUUCCCCUCCUUAUUAUCCUGAGUUAGAACAUAGCGUAUCUGCCUUCUCUCUUAGCCUAGCGCCUGGUAGUCAUUCCCACCUAGUUUAUAUGUUGCCCCUUGGCCCUUCUCACCAUUCACCUUGGUUGUUUUACCACCAUGUGCCACUCUACUACCCUGCAGUGGCACCUGCUACAACCACUGCUCCUCCAGCUGCUCAGCUCCCUGGACCUCCAGCAAGUCCUCACUAUUAUCUUCAGACACUGCACUAUCCUGCACCCACUGCUGCAGCAGUGACCAGGGCGCCACAAUCUCCUGCUCCCCUCUCUCCGCCUGAACAGCCCGGGGAGCCACAGUUUCCAGCUGGUCCAUAUUUACCUCACAGCUCUUACUAUCCUGAUGGACUAAAACCUGGUCCUGACGUACAACCGCCCCCGUUUUACCCCUACAGUCCCUACUAUAGUUUUUACCCAACAUACUACCAUCCACCUUACCCUCUUAUGCCCCAGUAUCCUGACAUUCAAACACCGAAGAGCAAAAUGAAGCCUGUCACCAGCACUGCCACUUCUACUGCAGCUCCUGCUGCCUCAUGUAUGACAACAUCAACAUCAACCUCAACUCAGCCCACAACACAGACGCCUCUUCACCAGUGUCUGACGGGGAGGAUGGCUGUCUUCCUACCUUUUGCUCACCUAGACUCCAUCCAGGUUAAAGAUGAAAUGAAGACAUGGCAGCCUCUCUCCAAUGUGUCACUACUGUGUGGGUACAUGCUGCAGAUGGCUCAAGGCGCCGGGGUUUUCCUUCACUCUCCUCUGCCUGCCUGCAACAGCCAAUCAGUGACUCCCACAACCAUUUCCUUACCUCUGAGAUUUUGGGAUCUGUCCAAAGCACAGUAUCGGACUCUGGAACCACAAUGUCCCUAUGAAGGUGCCUCUGAAACUCCUACAGUAGUUACUCCAACUGUCCCCCCCGCCCCACCCAGCACCACGGUCUCUGCUGACCCAAAGCCUCGAGUCAUCUGCUCCUCCCAUCAAAUGACAGUGAAGCUCCCCUCUGGUCCCAUCUCUGGAAUUCUUUUUAAAGAUGUCAAAGAGAACCAGAUAAGCCUUCAAGAUGCCCCAAAGCACUGUGGAUACUCUGCAAGCAAAGGCAAAGAUGGCAAAAUCCUUCUCAGUCUCGACCUACACACUCACUGCCACAUGGUCGUGCAGGGUAAAAUGUACAUAAUCUCUGUUGUCUAUAUGACGCAAAAAGGGAGAAGGGAGGCUCGGUUUUCUUGUCCAGUUGUCGCCCCAGCGUCCCAGAAAGAUUGCAACCUCCCCAGCAAACACCGUCUCCCCUGUGGACCCGCAUUUGUGUCCCAGCCGCAGUGCCUCUCCAUGGGUUGCUGCUUCAGCAAGCACACCCCCGCUUGCUACUACCCCAUGGAUGAGUGCACUAUUGACCACCACUUUGUCUUCUCCGUGCCUGCCUCCAUCACUGAGCCCCCUCUUUCCCCUGCCCUGCUUGUUGCUGCUGGCAACUCCACCUGCAAACCUCAGAGGGUGACUUCUGACUAUGCCCUGUUCAAGAUCCCAAUGGAUGGCUGCGGGGCACGCAGAGUGGUGAUGGGGAAAACUGUGAUCUACAUGGUGGAGAUCAUCAGCAAGGUUCAAGGCCUCAGUCUCAGCUAUGGCACCAUCACAAGAGAUUCUCCUGUCAGGUUUUUGGUGGAGUGCCGGUUUCAGCCGGACUCUGUCCUGACUGUGAGCUACCUGGUUAAAACUCCCACCCUUGGUCCUGGAGUUCAGACCCAGGAGAAGUUCGGAGUCCAGCUCAGGAUUGCCAAAGAUGCUCAGUACAGCAGUUAUUACCCUCAGUAUCACCAGCCCCUGCAGAUGCUGCUGGGGAGACCCCUCUACCUGGAAGUGCGACUGCUGAACCCUCCAGAUCCCAGUUUGCUGCUGCUGGUGAACUAUUGUGUGGCUUACCCCCGCUCUGGGACGUCUGUGUGGGUGCUGCUUUAUAAUGGAUGUCCCAACCCCUUGGAUCCAGCCCCACAUCAGGCCGUUUUGUCAGAUCCUCAACCAUCCUCUCCUCAAGGUCAGAUCCGUCGCUUCACCAUCAGCACCUUUCAGUUUCUUCCUGAUGGUGAGCUCAAGGACCCAAAUGAAGAGAUCUACUUCAUGUGCUCCACUGAAAUCUGCUCACCACGUGACGGACCCUGCGUUGAGGGAUGCUUCGGCCAAUGAUGGUGAGGAAAAUUAGCUCUCUGUCCUCGGAUCACCCACCACACCCUCGUGAACUCUGGAAGAACACACGAAAACACCCAUGAAAGAGACUCAUUGCACCAAAAACAGUCUGGGAGCCAGCAGUGGCUGCAUUUCCAUAUGACAGCAGGACAAUGAUUUAGUAAUGAGGAGGAAUUCUGAAUUAUUUAUGAAGACUGAUCCAUUUCCUGUUUUUCAGUUACAACAUGCCUGGAGUUGGUUUGAGACAAAGAUGAUUAUGACGAUCUGGCCUCGGACAUCACUCAUUUAACUUGACCAAUAAAAGCCAUUACAGAACAA
Solea senegalensis (Senegalese sole) is the source of this 6137-nucleotide messenger RNA. RefSeq lists its product as uncharacterized. The record is from RefSeq and is a predicted model, not a curated record. Gene Ontology annotation, molecular function: acrosin binding; structural constituent of egg coat. Gene Ontology annotation, biological process: prevention of polyspermy; binding of sperm to zona pellucida. Lineage: Eukaryota; Metazoa; Chordata; Actinopteri; Pleuronectiformes; Soleidae. Bases 2382 to 5819 code for a protein of 1145 amino acids. Gene Ontology annotation, cellular component: egg coat. The transcript is spliced from 18 exons.